This is a messenger RNA of Endocarpon pusillum Z07020, 1491 nucleotides long. RefSeq lists its product as uncharacterized. The record is from RefSeq and is a predicted model, not a curated record. Bases 1 to 1491 code for a protein of 496 amino acids. Lineage: Eukaryota; Fungi; Ascomycota; Eurotiomycetes; Verrucariales; Verrucariaceae. The transcript has a single exon.
AUGCUCCAAGAAGACCCUUCAAUGGCCAACGACACAGACACGUUCGCCACAGGCAACCAAGGGAGACUGCUAUCUUCUCCUGACAUGCUGGUCCUUAGGGUACCAGCAUGCGAAAAGAUAUGCGGUAGCGGAUGGGCAAAAUAUCCUGAUGCAGGUCCGAGGCUGAUGACAUGGCUCGUACCAGUCGUUGUGCUCAUCCUUAACUUGCAAUACGCGACCAUUGGGAAAGAAAGAUUUCUCACAGUGCUGCAUCUGUUUGGUGAUCCAAUUCACUCGACAUGGUCGCUUCUGGCGAAGGUCGAGACGUGGAGACAAUGCUAUGGCGGCGGAACGGGUCGAUCCAAGAAUGAAGCGGUUAUCAUUGCCGCCAUCCAGGAGCUUGUGGAGACCCUCAACGUCGGUCACAACGUGGAACAAACAGACCUAGUUCUGCAAGACGUACUUGUCCGCCCAGAAAAGCAGCUUGCUGACUUCCAUAACCUGGUGGAGAACACAGCCAGCAAACUCGCGGACUGCAGAGUCAACCAAACCAUGCGGACUUGGGCGUCAAUUGCCUUGUACCUGGUCCAGGUGGUAGCCGCCCUUGUGCCUAAACUCGGACAGGCGGCAAGUCCGUCAGGCGGCAAGAUCGGUAUGGCGCUGCUGUUGUCUUGGCUUUUGCCCGUGGUGCUGCUGAGCAAUGCAGUCGGCGACUUCACCUCCCGCAAAAGCUUCUUGAGAAUCAUGCUGGCUUUCAUGGAGCAGAUAGAAAGCCAGAGCACUCAGCCCCUCCGGAAGGAAUGCCGGGAUCUCCUUUCAUCCCUCCGUAAGGUAGACAAAAGAUACUUCAAGUCUCUGGCGUGGUCUGGGGCCAUAUAUACCUAUCGGCCUAACAAAACCCAUUCGCGAAGCACUUUGAAAGGAUACAGCAGCACCCUUUAUAUGGCCUUGAUCUCUACUCUUCCCGUCAUUGUGGCAUUUGUGACAGCCUUCCUGGUCCUAUACAAAAAGCCGACACACUUCAGCUGCCGCCAUUUCUUCGUCUUGGCCGUCUUUGGCACCUGGCUCCUGAGCCCUCUAAUCACGUGGAUGAUUGGGAUCCACUUCAGCCAGCAGCGACAAUGGCAGGUUGUACUCGCCAAAGACGCCGUAUUUGGAUUUCCCAUUUUGGCGCUCAUCAUCGCCUCCAGCUGUGGCUUCUUCAACAGCUGCUGGUGUUGGAGUGGGGUCUUCACGCUGGGCAUCCGUGAGGCCGCUGUCUACCUCACCGACCUGCCAGAGUUCGACCGUUACAACCAGGUCGAUUAUCCUGCGAUCAUUGGAACCUGCUUGGCACUGCAAUUGGCCUUCUUUCUUUUGAGUCGCUGGAUUUGGCGGAGAGGCUUUAAUUUGCUCGCCUGGAGCGAGCAAGAGAAAGAGGCGGCAUUUUUGAGAAGGACACCCAGCUCGAUGGUCGUGCGUGAUUUGAAGGCAAUAACGUCGGCUGAAUCAACUGUAGUCAUGCCUGACUAG